GUCUAAAUGGGAGAGCGGAACUGUAGUAGCCUAUGCCACAGUUCGUCUGAGAGCAUGUGAACUGGGCACAGGGGGUCCAAAUCAAAUUGUCAAACUAAUUUCGUGCAUGUUUACAACAUUUAGCCUACAUCGCCGUGUAUCGUCAUGCCUUCCCUGAAAGCGCUGCUAGAGACGGGACUGGACUUUGUAGAAUUCUUGGGAGAGAGGAAGUCGAAAACAAAUAGAAAUGAACUGAAGGAUAUUUACAAUUUGGAAUUCAAAAGGAAUGGAGCCAAAGAUCACAAGUUCUCCAGUGUUGUCUACGCCUUACAGAAAAACAGCAAAGCCACCAUAAAACAAGACAAAAUAUAUUUAAAUGUAAAACCUCAGGUGAGAGUGUACUACUGUGACCAGUGGAGGAGACCAGCCAAGCCAGAUGGGAGGGCUGUAGAUAAUGGGACAAGUGCACCACUGUCUUCCCCUCUCUCCACCCGUGCUACCUCUCCCUCUAUGAUGAACCCUGUCCUGACGCCUAAGAAGAAGCUGGCCAAAGAAGUAGUUAACAAACUCAAGAUGAACAGGGCAAAGUUGAUCUCUGACAAAGGUGGCAUCCAGAUCUCCUCAGAUCCAGUGGCAACCAAUGGCAGGAUUCACCUCAACAUCCAGCAACUUGAAAAUGUGGUCGUCGUCAAGUUCCACAUUCAAAACAUGGCGACAAAUUCCAUCUAUUUCAACUACUACACUGCACUCCACCGGAUCCGCUGUUUCACUCUGGUGGAUGAGAGAAGAGUCACCCGGGUCUCUCCCCUCCUUCUCUGCCCAGGUGACCGCUACAUGGUGGAGAUGCACUACCAGCUACACCACUAUGGCCACUUCCCUGCCUCCAUGUACUUUGAGUUCUGCGCAGACCCACCCACCUCCUCCAAGCCCUUCUGCAUCGUCAGGGAGCUGGAGGCUGUGGCCAUGACCCAGCUGGCCGUAGAACUGGGACCCAUAGCCCCCUACAGCCCCAGGCAGGGGGGCAAGCUCCAGGCUGUGUUCACAGUGGUGGAGGAGGGAGAGCCUCCAGAGAGUUUUGUCACCCACUCGCUGAAAAGCGUUGUGAAGCUGAAGGAAUACCAAUACCCGAAAUACCUUAAGGACUUGGCCAAGCAGAGACUGGAGGAUUCGGAGUAUCUGUCUCCUGCUGCCAGACAGCAACUCCCAGUGGUGAGGGGUGUGCUGGACUCGCCCCUGUGCAUGAAGAGCUACUCCAGGCGCUUCCACCUGCUGCUGCAUCUAGAGGAGAUCCAGAUGGAGGUGGACAUUAAGAAGUACGACAUGCACGCCCAGACCAUGACCCAAGAUAAGAGCAACAAAAAGCUCCUCAACCUUAAAGUGCCCGGCGUGGCCGAGAACAGGCCGUCAGUCUUAAGAGGGGACCACCUCAAGGUCUCCAAGACUGGUGACACGUCGCAGCCACUCACCGUCUACAAGGGCUAUGUGCAUCGCGUGGAGCUGGAUAACGUCAAACUGGGCUUCUCCAAGAAACUAGUGCAGAGCUUCAUCAGUAACAUGAAGUUUGAAGUGGAGUUCACCCUCAACCGCUUCCCUCUGAAGCUGCAGCAUCGAGCGGUGGAGCUGGCCACUCAGCACAAGCUUGAGAACGUGUUGUUCCCCCGGGACUCCAAAGCCACUCAAACCCCCCCGCCUCGCCUCCGGUUUUUCAACCGUGACUUGGAGAGCAACCCCGAGCAGAAUGCCGCUAUCCAGUGGAUUGUGGCGGGAGGCUCCAUACCGGCUCCGUACUUGGUGUUCGGCCCCCCAGGGACCGGAAAAACCGUCACUUUAGUGGAGGCCAUCAAUCAGAUAUGCAAGUCGGACCCGUUCACCCAUGUAGUGGCCUGCGCCCCGUCCAACAGUGCCUCUGACCUGCUGUGUGAGCGCCUCAUGGGCUACGUGGACGCCCACCAGCUCUUCCGCCUCUACGCCGGCACCCGUGACCCCAAGACGGUACCCCCCAAACUACUGAAACACUGCAACUGGGACGCACACCAGGACUGUUUCGUCUUCCCCGCCAAAGAGACGAUGAUGAAAUACAAGGUCAUCGUCUCCACGCUGUUCACCGCAGGAAGGCUCGUCUCUGGGGGAGUCCCUGUUGGCCACUUCACACACAUCUUUGUGGACGAGGCCGGACAAGCUGUAGAGCCAGAGUGUAUCAUUGGCAUUGCAGGCUUGCUGCAUCCACAGAAAGGCCAGUUGGUGCUGGCAGGAGACCCUGAGCAGCUGGGGCCCAUCCUGCGGUCCCCACUGGCUCUGCGGCACGGACUGGGCCUUUCUCUGCUGGAGAGGCUGAUGAGAGAUUGCCCGCUCUACCAGAAGAGCAAGGACGUACACCAGUACAACGGGCGCUUCGUCACCAAGCUGCUGCGCAACUACAGAUCCCACCCAGCCAUCCUUAAGGUGCCUAAUGAGCUUUUCUAUGACAACGAGCUGCAGGUGUUUGCCAACAAAAUGGACCGUGAAGCCUUCUGCAACUGGGACCACCUGCCUAAAAAGGGGUUCCCUCUCGUAUUCUGUGGGGUGAUGGGCAAAGACGAAAGGGAGGCCAACAGCCCCUCCUUUUUCAAUGUGACUGAGGUGGAGACCCUUAUCAGCUACCUCACGAAGCUAAUGGUCACCCAGGGCAAGAAGGGUAUUCCCAAACUCAGCUCCAAGGACAUCGGCAUCAUCGCCCCCUACAGGAAACAAGUGGAGAAAAUUCGAAAGGCCCUCAGAACUGUGAAAGAGCUAAGCCAGUGGAGUGACAUUAAGGUGGGCUCUGUGGAAGAGUUUCAGGGACAGGAGAGGAUGGUCAUCAUGGUGUCCACUGUCCGCAGCAGCGUCAACUACGUCAAGAUGGACCAAGACUUCAACAUUGGCUUCCUCACCAACGAGAAGAGAUUUAAUGUGGCAAUGACCCGAGCCAAAGCCCUUCUGGUUGUGGUGGGAAACCCUGUUAUACUCAAGAAGAAUCCUACCUGGGAGAGGUUUAUUAAGUACUGUGAAGAGGAGGGAGGCUACACUGGCUUUGACUACAGUGAUGCAGAGGGGGAGGAGGAUGUGGUGGACAGACUCGCCGCCCUCCGCCUAAACCUGGAGUUUGACGAGCUGGAGGAGAGUGCUGUCCAACAGCAUGAACAUCCUGAGUGGCGGAGUGAACAGUGAUUGCCUGCAUAGCAGCCACAUCUGGCCCACGUCCAGCCCAGAUCCUUGCCAGACUCAGCAUCGAACUGGGCUGGCUAACAGACUGCCCUCAGUUCCUGCCAAGACAAUCAACCAGCCCGCUCACCCAAUCCUCCGCUCAAUACAACCGUUUAAGUAGAAAAUGGUGUGCUGAAAUCACACCAUCCUUUUACUGUGAUCAUUAGUUUCCUUUAGUCUGAACCCGAAAUCCAACAUUAGCACUUUGAGUCAUUUGGUCACUUAGAAUCCACAUGGACAAGUUCUGUUUCAAUUUAUAUUUUUGCAUAUGCGCACUUCCCUGCGUUUUUGCCCUUGUAAAGGUACUGAAACAGGCAUCCAUGCUGUCUCCACAAUCUCUUUGCUUAAUGAAAACCAAAGACCAAAAACUGUUCAUUUUUAUAUCUGUCAUCUUUUCUUUUUCCUUUGGAAUUACACCUAGUUAACAUUAUCGCUAGUCAGAUUAGACAUCCCAAACUUCCCCCACAUAGUCAUGUUGCAAUCUGACCACAGCAACUAAGUAGUGAAAUGUUAUAUCUGAAGGCCUUUGGGGAAUUAUUUAAAUUAUGCAGAUCAUCUCUGCUACUUUACCGUAGUUUGUUGUCCUUACAUUAUUAAUACAGAAAUUAUUACAGAUUAUUUCAACAACAUUUAUGAAUUACACAUAUUAGUUUACAAAAAAGGACUGCAACUGAAAACCAUGUCCUUCUCAGUGAUAUUUUUCCCGUAUCAAUAAUUCCAGGAGAGGCUUUCCACUAGGGAUGUUCUUUCCAAACAAUAAGAGAAUACUUUACCCCUUUCACGCUUGAUAGCAUCUGACUCUGGAAUGGAUAUGAGACUCCUGUGUGGUGCUGAACACAGCCAGUUUUGAGACAGAUACAGGCCCUGAUUUGGUUGUCAUCUGGUUUAAUAGUAAAUGAGGCCCCAGCCGUGGCGUGACUGGCUGGGUCACCUGCACCAAACACCGGUGACUCGGGCUCGAUUCCCACCCUGGAUCCCACCCACCCCGGAUCCCACCCACCCCCAUCACAUUAAAGGCAUUCAAAAAGCCCCCCCAAAAUAUAUACUUUAAUAGUAAAUGGGAUUGUUUUUUCAUACCAUUCCCUCAGUAAAAAAAGCUUUUGCUGUAAUCAAACUGGAAAAGCAAUAAAAAAAAAAAAAGAUGUGUGGAUCCUGUGAACUGAUUUGCUUUUCUAAAGGAUUUCUUGACCAUGAACAAACACAGGGUCAAUCUGCUGAAGUAUCACCAUAUUCGUUUAGUUUUUGCUGAUGUAGAUUGAAUGACAAAACAUACACACAAGGUAAUGCUGAAUCUUCUUCUCUCAAAAAUAGUUUAUUAACAUUGGUUGGUUUCACUUAAAUCAAAACAUUCACUACAACACUAGUUCUGUUUACAAAGCCUUAUAAUUAUUCAGAUUUAUACCAAAGCUCAUUGUUAUGUCUUAAUACUUCCAGAAAAAAGAAGAUAACACAAAAAACACUUAGCAGGAAUUGUUCCCCUCGUAGAGAUGGAGGCUUUGAAGGGCCAUGGUGAGCUCAUGCGGACAUUGACGUUUUACAGGUCUGGUUAUAGCUAGUGCAUUUCUGAUGAGGGGGGCCAGUUCAAACCCCAGCAUAGAGAAGAAUAAAAUAACCAAAGGCCAUGCUGUUGGGAUGUUACCACUGCUUUAAGCUGAUAAGUAGUGGGGGCUUUUCUGCUGAUGUGAGGGCUUAUGCUGUGUGGUUACAUGUUGUGGUAUUGUGCUGUUCACCUGUGUGUGCUUACCCCUCACAUUACCUUUCUGACUACCCAGAAUUCCUUGGCAAGUUGUAAAUGUGGGGGAAGUGGUAUAUGGUCCUUACUGAAGUCUGUGUGUGAGUGCGAAACAAGCUGUGGAACAUUGCACAUCAUGCCUUGCCCUAAAAUAAAUGGUGUUCAAACUGGUUAACCACAGACAAGACAAAACAAAACAA
Molecule: messenger RNA, 5133 nt
Organism: Alosa sapidissima (American shad)
Lineage: Eukaryota; Metazoa; Chordata; Actinopteri; Clupeiformes; Clupeidae
Gene: mov10a
Product: Mov10 RISC complex RNA helicase a
Exons: 22
Coding region: 145-3165 (1006 amino acids)
Molecular function (GO): 5'-3' RNA helicase activity; RNA binding
Source: RefSeq, a predicted model, not a curated record